Molecule: messenger RNA, 888 nt
Organism: Closterium sp. Naga37s-1
Lineage: Eukaryota; Viridiplantae; Streptophyta; Zygnematophyceae; Desmidiales; Closteriaceae
Source: the annotation of a GenBank genome assembly
AUGCCUCCCCCUUUCCGAUCCCUUGCCCGGUCCUCAGCAUCAACUUCUCUUGGGCAGUGCCCUCCCUGUUUUCCUCUCCCUUUCUCCCUGUCCUCCUCUCCCUUUCCCCCUGUCCUCCUCUCCCUUUCCCCCUGUCCUCCUCUCCCUUUCCCCCUGUCCUCCUCUCCCUUUCCCCCUGUCCUCCUCUCCAUUUCCCCCUGUCCUCCUCUCCCUUUCCCCCUGUCCUCCUCUCCCUUUCCCCCUGUCCUCCUCUCCCUUUCCCCCUGUCCUCCUCUCCCUUUCCCCCUGUCCUCCUCUCCCUUUCCCCCUGUCCUCCUCUCCCUUUCCCCCUGUCCUCCUCUCCCUUUCCCCCUGUCCUCCUCUCCCUUUCCCCCUGUCCUCCUCUCCCUUUCCCCCUGUCCUCCUCUCCCUUUCCCCCUGUCCUUCUCUCCCUUUCCCCCUGUCCUCCUCUCCCUUUCCCCCUGUCCUCCUCUCCCUUUCCCCCUGUCCUCCUCUCCCUUUCCCCCUGUCCUCCUCUCCCUUUCCCCCUGUCCUCCUCUCCCUUUCCCCCUGUCCUCCUCUCCCUUUCCCCCUGUCCUCCUCUCCCUUUCCCCCUGUCCUCCUCUCCCUUUCCCCCUGUCCUCCUCUCCCUUUCCCCCUGUCCUCCUCUCCCUUUCCCCCUGUCCUCCUCUCCCUUUCCCCCAGUCCUCCUCUCCAUUUCCCCCUGUCCUUCUCUCCCUUUCCCCCUGUCCUUCUCUCCCACCUUUCCUCCCCCUCUCUCACAUCCCUUCCCUUUCCUACUGUCCUCUCCCACCAUUCACGCUUCUCUCAGCCAUCCCUUUCCCCCCUCCCCUGCCCCUCGCCUUUCCCCACUACCGUCCCUUCCCUUUCCACUACCUUCACCAAUAG